Messenger RNA from Amphiprion ocellaris (clown anemonefish), 1224 nucleotides. RefSeq lists its product as uncharacterized. The coding region runs from base 67 to 1044 and encodes 325 amino acids. The record is from RefSeq and is a predicted model, not a curated record. Gene Ontology annotation, molecular function: DNA binding; zinc ion binding. Gene Ontology annotation, cellular component: nucleus. NCBI's taxonomy places the organism in Eukaryota, Metazoa, Chordata, Actinopteri, Pomacentridae. The transcript has 8 exons.
UUGUCUGUGUUUAGGACUGAACUUUAUGACCCCUGCAGCCCUCUGUCCUCAGAUUCUGAGCCCGAGAUGCCAAAAACACAAGAACACCACCACUCCCUGCCCAAUCAGGACAACAACCCGGGACAUAAACAUUUGUCUCCAGGUGGAAGCCAACGCUGGGACGUACCUUACUCUGAAUCGGCGAGCCGACACCUUAACAGACAUGACUUUAAGACUGGAACCAGACCCACAGAGAAUCAAGGUCUCAGUCCAGGACGCAGACUGCCUGAACGACAAGCUUAUAGCCCAGAUACCGAAUCAUUUAAUCAUCCAGGUUAUGGACCCCUGGGCCAAAGAGGCUGCAGCCCUGACAGGCUUAUUCACACCUCUUCCACCCAGCUGUCUCCUGUGUCAUAUGGAGAACAGAGAACGGCGGAGGAGAGGAUAACAUUGCCAGAAUACAGGAGAGAGAUGAACGCUGCUGUAAGAUUGUCUCCACCCAGGUUAAAGCGGGACUAUCAGCAUACUUUAGCAUAUGCAGAAACAGGACUGGACCAAGACCCACCUUCUGCAAAGGUGGCGAGGAACAAGAGCACAUGUGUAGUGAAGGAUAAGGUCCCCAUCACAUGUGACCUUUGCGAGGUUGAGCUUGCAAAUGGGAAGGAGCUGGAGGAUCAUUUAGACAGCAAAAGUCACUGGGAUACGCUGGAGCACAUUCAGAAGAACAAUAAUUACGAUGACCUGGCUAUUGCGUUCCUCCAGGAAGUCAUGCUGUAUAAAAGCCAUCAUUGUAGCCGACCCAUAGAGGACAGUGCGCUACAAGCUCUGCAGGAGAACGACCACAUGUCAAGGGUGGAAAUGUUUCACUGUGCCGCCUGCAAAGUCUUUAUAUCCACGUCUGCAGCCGAGGUGCAGACACACAUCACCUCUCAGGCACACCUCUCUAACACAAAGGAGUUUCAACAGCAGCAGAGACUCACGUGCCUCGGCAAAGCAGAAACCAUGCUGAAGGAGCUGAAACCACAGUUUGAACACUUCCUAAAGGGUGGCAGCCCACUGGAAUGACAGAUGUUUCAGUCUCCAAACUAGUGUUUACACCGAGACGCUGCAUGCUUCAGUUGAAGGACAACGGACGUCACAACCACACAUUAACGCUGUCAAUUCUGAUGCUCGCUGCUAACAGAGCAUACUGUUUAUCUGCCAUUCAAGAUGCGUCUGAAUAAAUGGAGAAUUCUUCAGUCUUCA